AUGUCUGAACAAAGGGCCCAGACAAAAAGGGUGGAUGAUGCCAAGGCCCAGAGGAAGAGAUUAUCCUUUAACAAGAGGGGUACCUUGUUCCCUGAGAAGGGAGGGCUGGAGGGGAAGGAAGUUGGAAAGCCUAAGGAUGGAUCCUUCUGUUCCAACUGCCUGCGGCUGCCCCUGUCCAACACCUACCCCUUAAGUGUGGCUCCAGCUCUACCACAGGCCUCCCUAGCACUCCCUGGCCUGUUAAACCCAUCGCCCCUUCCCUUCCCUGGACAAGAAGUAGAUGGGAGUGAAAGGCUCUUCUGGCCCAAAUCCUUUGACUUCCUGUAUGGGGAAAUUUUACUACAGAACUUACCUAUCCAGGCAAACAUCAAUCUGUAUGAAGAUUCAGACAGUAAAGAAGAAGAGGAUGAGAAAGAAGAAGAAGAGGAAAAG
Molecule: messenger RNA, 432 nt
Organism: Phyllostomus hastatus (greater spear-nosed bat)
Lineage: Eukaryota; Metazoa; Chordata; Mammalia; Chiroptera; Phyllostomidae
Gene: RIPPLY1
Product: ripply transcriptional repressor 1
Biological process (GO): negative regulation of transcription by RNA polymerase II; embryonic pattern specification
Cellular component (GO): nucleus
Source: RefSeq, a predicted model, not a curated record